UCCAUAUAAAGCAAAAUUUAAAAGCUCUCCACACAAAUAAUUUCAUUAUUAUUGUUGUUAAUAUUUCUUCCCAUUUUCAAAAUCUCUCUUCAAGAAACAAACCCUUCUUCGUUGAAAAGGAGCAGAGAAGCUCAAGAACUCUAUCUCCAAGCUAAGGAACUCUCUGCAUUAGAUUCCAUUACUUAGAGAGAAAGAAGGAAGAAUCUAAGUAAUGGGUAGAGCUACAAGAUGGCUAAGAAAUCUCCUAGGGAGCAAAAAGGACAGCAGGGAGUCCCGUGAAAGCGGAUUCUCCAUCGCCGGCGAUGACCGGAGAGAGAAGAAGCGGUGGAGUUUCAAAUCGGGCCGGGACUCGGCAGAGGUGGUCGAGGGUCAGGUUCCGGUGAGCUCUGUCGACAAUGCGGCUUGGCUUCGCUCGAUGUAUUCAGAGACUGAGAAGGAGCAGAACAAGCACGCCAUCGCGGUCGCUGCGGGGACAGCCGCCGCUGCCGAUGCGGGGUUGCGGCGGCGCAGGGCUGUGGCUGUGGUGAGGUUGACUAGUCAAGGGAGAGGAACUAUGUUCGGUGGAGUCCAAGAGAGGAUUGCUGCAAUCAAGAUACAGACUGUUUUCAGAAGCUAUUUGGCCAAAAAAGCUCUCAAAGCUCUGAAAGCACUAGUAAAGCUACAAGCUCUUGUUAGAGGCUAUUUAGUUCGGAAACAAGCAGCAAGAACUCUACACAGUAUGCAAGCCCUCAUCAGAGCUCAGGCCACCGUUCGAGCUCACAAAUCUCGGUUUUUACCCGAUAUCAAUCCUCGAAAAUCUCUCGAAAAGUUCGAUGACAUGAACUCGGUCCACAGUCGGAGAUUAUCAGGAAACCUCGAUAAUGGGUUCGAUCGUAGCCCGAAGAUCGUCGAGAUCGAUACUUGUAGACCCAAAUCAAGAUCCUCUCGGUCCAGAAUCAGUCCGUCGGUAAUCGACUCGACGGAGGACAGCAUGAAUCUCAGUUGGAACAUAUCUUCAAUCUCAAUCCCCGAUACUGCCCGAAACUUCCACGACUUUGACUACCGAUACUCCUCCACCGCGCAGAGUACCCCCCGGUAUCUCUGCAUCGCUCCAUCAACGCCAGCGAAGAGCGUUUGUGGGGGUGAUGGAGGGUUCAACUGCCCGAACUACAUGAGCAAUACGAGGUCGUUCGAGGCAAAGGUGAGGUCGCAAAGCGCGCCGAAGCAGAGGCCAGAGUUGGGACCGAGGAAGAGGCUGCCGUUGAGCGAGGUGCUGAUUGAGUCAAGGGCGAGCCUCAGCGGUGUUGGGAUGCAGAGGUCGUGUGCACGUGCACAGGAGGUUGCUGCAGGGUUUAAUUUCAAGAGUGCAGUGGUUGAUAGGCUUGAUAGGUCUCUAGAAUUUGGGAGGGAAACAGAGAGGGAUUAUUAUUUGCAGAGGAAAUGGUGAUGCUGUGAUGAUGGUGAUGAUGAUGAUGGUAGAUUUGAAAUAAGAAGAGUGGAAUUAUGCUUUGUUUUUUGUUUUAUUUUAUCCUUUGUCGUUGUUAUCUUCUCCACUUGGAGGUAAGAAAGUGGGUGAAGUUAGAACAUAGAGAUGUAAGAUGUUUGUUGUGUAAAUUAUGAGUUUUCUUUUUGUUAGUUGAAGUUUGGAAGUUUCAUGUCAGGGAUUUGAAUUUUUGAUCGGUAUAUCAAAAGGAGAAACACUGAGCUCA
Molecule: messenger RNA, 1688 nt
Organism: Asparagus officinalis (garden asparagus)
Lineage: Eukaryota; Viridiplantae; Streptophyta; Magnoliopsida; Asparagales; Asparagaceae
Molecular function (GO): protein binding
Source: RefSeq, a predicted model, not a curated record